AUGGAGCUGACUUUCUUAAUUAAUCGAGAUGGAACAAAUACCAAGAGGGGACAUGCACGCCGGGCGUGUAACUCUUGUCGCCACAAAAAGAAACGCUGCUAUCACAAUAUCUCCGAGGAGCAAUUAGCUGAUGGGACUUCUUCGCCUAAAAUCUCUAGUGUCACAAGUAGGCAAAGUCCUGUAUCUCAGACUUCAAGACGGGAUGCAGCAGUCCGAGAUAGAUCUGCAUCUCCAAGAGGUGAGCGACCAAAUGGGUCUUCGCUUCAUAAUCUGGUGCAACAACGGGCCGAAUUUAUCGCCCCUGAUACAGGUCCAGCUGCAGAGGUCGAUCAAGAAUCUCGUCGUUUUGCGUGCGACUCACACCCUGUAGCGACACUCAUGGAACAAAACGAGUCAAGGUUGAAAGAGGGUCGAUCCCAGAAAGGAGAUGUUGGUGCAUGGCUGGGUGUCGAGGAGAGCUCCGUUGACCAGGGCGAAACUCCUGGCUCCUCUUCACGAACACCACUAGGGACCCAUGUUCACCCCGACUGCCUGCCCCCGAAAGACUGCGAGGAGGCCUUGGUAGACAUCUAUUUUCGUCGGAUACACCCAUUACUGCCUCUUUUUGACGAAGACAGCUUUCGAAACCAGCACAGAGCAGGUAGACUCCCUCUACGGCUUGUGCAGGCGAUUUGCCUUAUUGCAGCGAAGGACCAGGGCGCGGUGCCUUUCCUAUGCCUUGGUCCCAAUUCAAACCCCCUUCCACUGCAGAAAUUCAGCACCAUCCUCUACACUGAUGCCAUGCAAAACAUCUCGAGAAGGCCAGAGAAAAAAGCACUUGCAAUACAAAUUUUGGCCCUUCUCUCACUGCACGAAUGGGGCUCCACUGGAUCCGAGGAUUGUUCUUUGAAUCUGGCCCAGGCUAUUCACCAUGCCCAGACCAUGGGGUUGCAUUUGCUGAGGCCAGACCAAAAUUCUGGUACAUCUCCCAGGGGUCUCUUCUGGUGUCUGUGGAGUCUAGACCGAUGGAACGCUGCUAUGAAUGGGAGGCCUUUAAUGAUACACGACGGAGACUUGAGUCAGAGGGUGGACGACGUUGUUUCAACGUUUCAAUCGCCGUUUCGUGUCUGGCUUCGAAUUGCCGAUAAGCUCGGGGAAGUGAUGAACUUCUACCGACCGAUCAUGAAAGGCAUGGAUCAGAGUGAACUCGAUCUUCCCUCCUUUGAGGAUAUUGUGGAGCACUGUGAGGCUUGGGACAUGCCCCCGUACCUACUUGAGUCCCUUGAGCUUGUUUAUCACUCUGUGAUUAUUCUGUCAACACAUUCCAGCGGGUUGCAAGGCCGAUCACGGCCACGAGCGUCAAAAAUCCGACAAAGUCAUUCAAUACUUACCAUGGCGUCGCUCAGUUACAAUCGUGAUAUUCGGGAAUUCCUGCCGUUUCCCAUGAUCGGUUACACCAUCUCGCUCGUAUUCUCGGUCACGUACAAACAGCUGAGAGAAAGCAAACUACCAAGUGCGCGCCACACGGCGAUUUCCCAAAUUCAUUUAUUUCAUCAAUGUCUCAAGAAAAUGGGCACCACAUGGUGGUCGGCCGCUGUGAUGACUCGUCUAGGCCAGCGUGUGUUGAACAACAUCCAACCCAUCAUAGACCAGGAACGUUCCACAGGUCCAGACAUCAAUAUCACCCGACUAAACCCUCAGCAUGAAUCGAGCCGUAUAUCUUCACAGCCACUUACCCCCGUUGAUAAUAUGCAGUCGCACUCGGCUAUUGACAUUCCGUAUGUGGCGACACGGAUUAAUGCAGAAUAUCAGAGUGCACACCUUCUGGCUGAUGAUCUACUAGGAUCAGAUAAACCUUUGGAUUUUGAAGUAGACAGCACGCCAUUAUUGACUACAGCUGAAAUUGAGGAUUUCGAUACCUUUUUCGGCAAUUUCCUUGAUGUCGGCUUUCCAAACUCUGCGAAUAAUCAAUCGUUACUAGGUCUGGACAUGCCGGACUUCGAAUUUGUUCAUCCCGAUAUAACUUAA
Messenger RNA from Penicillium verrucosum, 2007 nucleotides. RefSeq names its product fungal specific transcription factor domain-containing protein. Bases 1 to 2007 code for a protein of 668 amino acids. The record is from RefSeq and is a predicted model, not a curated record. Gene Ontology annotation, molecular function: zinc ion binding; DNA binding. NCBI's taxonomy places the organism in Eukaryota, Fungi, Ascomycota, Eurotiomycetes, Eurotiales, Aspergillaceae. Gene Ontology annotation, biological process: DNA-templated transcription. The transcript is spliced from 3 exons.